AUGUUCAGUUCCAAACCGCCGGCAAUCCUGCCAUCCUACUUCACCGAGUACACAGAGCCAGACAAGCUGGAUAUUAGCACCAAGGUACAACUGCACGGAGUCCUGUGGAAGAGACCCUUCGGGAGACAGUCUGCUAAAUGGUCCAAAAGAUUCUUCCUCAUCAAGGACAGUUUUUUGCUCUAUUAUGCAGAAAAUGAAAGAAAAAACUUUGAGAGCAACAGAUACUUCAACAUACACCCCAAGGGUGUGAUACCACUGGGUGGAUGUGUCGUGGAAGCAAAGGAAGAGCCCAACAUGCCAUUUGUGAUGAGAAUUUCUCACGAGGAUUUCCAUGGGAAUAUCUUAUUAGCGGCUGAGACUGAAUUUGACCAACAGCACUGGCUAGAGAUGCUGCAGGAAUCAGGAAAGGUAACCUGGCAGAAUGCCCAGCUAGGGGAAGCGAUGAUUGGAAGCCUUGAAGCACAAGGCCUGCAGCUUGCGAAGGAGAAGCAGGAAUAUUUAGACAAAUUAAUGGAGGAGACAGAAGAACUUUGCCUGCAGCGAGAACAGAAAGAGGAACUGGAACGACUAAAUCAAGUCCUUGAGGUGGAGAAAAACAGGAUUGAGGAAAUGGUCCAGGAUUUGAAGUCUGAGCAGGAACAGAUAAAGAGGGAACUGGAGAUGACAGUAAGCUCACUAAUGGCAGUGGAAGAGGAAAAGAAAGAUCUGCACGAACUAUCGGAAUCCCUGCAAAAUAACUUAGAGUCCCUGUCUCAUGAGAAGCUGAGGACGUUGGAGAAGCUGAAGGACAGCGAGCACCAGGCUCAGCAGCUGACCAGCCAGAACGAGCAGCUCUCACAAUCCAGUGGAACAUUCCGUGCCAUCCUGCAGCAAAUUGAGGAGGACAUGAAGAAACUGCAGGAUGAGAAAGUUCUUGCUGAGGAAAGGCUACAGGAGAAUGAAAAGAGAGCGCUUGCAUUGCAGGAGGAGCGUGAGUUUUAUUCCACUCAGUCCCAGGAACUCCAGGUCUCACUCUCAGAGCUGACAGCAGAGAAGCAGAAAACAGAGAGUGAGCUGAGGGAGGAGAUUAAGUCUCGUGCAGAGCUGGAGCGAAGACUGCAAGAGGCAGAGGAAGCCUUGCAGCGGUUGGAGCAGGGCCUGAGCUCAAAUGAACGCACAGUGGAGAAAAAUGAGCUAAUGAAAGGAGAUGUGGGUGAGCUGAGAAAGUUCUUUGAGGAGUGUAUCAGGAAGGCUGAGAUUGAUGCCAAUCUUCCUGUAAUCAUGAAGAACUCAGUGUAUGUGCAAAGGGCUGCAGCCCGCAGGAUAAAGAGCUGCAGGUUCCGUCGGAGGAAGUCCACUGCUGUUUGGAACUCUUUUGUGCCUUCAAAGCAAUUUUUAAAAUCUCUGGCACAAUUGGACAGCAAGAAUAUGGAGGAGCUGAAGGAAACGGCCAGGAAGCUGAGCAGGGAUCGGCGUUUCCGAGAGACCGUCUAUAAGUACAUGACUCUCAAAGAUUCCUCAAAUUCCUGA
Molecule: messenger RNA, 1509 nt
Organism: Carcharodon carcharias (great white shark)
Lineage: Eukaryota; Metazoa; Chordata; Chondrichthyes; Lamniformes; Lamnidae
Gene: plekhd1
Product: pleckstrin homology domain containing, family D (with coiled-coil domains) member 1
Exons: 15
Coding region: 1-1509 (502 amino acids)
Source: RefSeq, a predicted model, not a curated record